Molecule: messenger RNA, 1527 nt
Organism: Lotus japonicus
Lineage: Eukaryota; Viridiplantae; Streptophyta; Magnoliopsida; Fabales; Fabaceae
Product: glyoxylate/succinic semialdehyde reductase 2, chloroplastic
Exons: 12
Coding region: 127-1155 (342 amino acids)
Cellular component (GO): chloroplast
Molecular function (GO): NAD binding; glyoxylate reductase (NADPH) activity; NADP binding
Source: RefSeq, a predicted model, not a curated record
UACUUAUCAAUCUUAGUUUAUCCAACACAAGCAGGAACACGCACCUCACCUAGGAGAAUCCAAUAAGGAAGAAAAGCAAUCUUCCUGGUUCUGGUGUUGAGACGAAACAGUAGGAAGGAAGUGACGAUGAGAAGCAUGGUGAAUUGCCAUCCCUUUGUCCUUCACCGUCUUCCCCAUCACCACUUGUUCAACCACUUUCGACCAUUUCGCUUCUCUAUGUCUGCUCAGCUUUCCAAUGUUUCGCCUCAGUCUCAAGUGAUUGAGGCACCCGCACGGGUUGGUUUUUUGGGCAUUGGAAUCAUGGGCUCCCCCAUGGCACAAAAUCUCUUAAAAGCUGGAAUUGAUCUGACUGUUUGGAAUAGGACCAAGAGCAAGUGUGAUCCUUUAAUCAGCUUGGGAGCAAAAUAUAAAUCAUCUCCUGAGGAAGUAGCAGCAUCUUGUGAUGUCACAUUUUCCAUGCUUGCAGAUCCUCAAAGUGCAAUGGAUGUUGCUUGUGGGAAGCAUGGAGCGGCAAAUGGAAUGGGUCCAGGAAAAGGAUAUGUGGAUGUUUCAACUGUUGAUGGGGACACUUCUAAAUUGAUUAGUGAGCACAUAAAAUCCACUGGAGCAUUAUUUUUGGAGGCUCCAGUUUCAGGUUCCAAAAAACCAGCUGAAGAUGGCACGUUGAUAUUUCUUACAGCAGGAGACAGAAAUCUUUAUGAAACAGUUGCUCCUCACUUGGACAUCAUGGGAAAGUCUAAAUUUUUCUUGGGUGAUGUUGGAAAUGGAGCUGCAAUGAAACUCGUUGUCAAUAUGAUUAUGGGCAGUAUGAUGGCAUCCUUUUCCGAAGGCUUACUUCUCAGCGAAAAAGUUGGGCUGGAUCCAAAAGUACUUGUGGAGGUAAUUUCACAGGGUGCCAUUAGUGCUCCAAUGUACUCAAUGAAAGGCCCAUCCAUGAUACAGUCACUUUACCCAACUGCAUUUCCCUUAAAGCAUCAGCAGAAGGAUCUAAGACUUGCCCUGGGGUUAGCAGAAUCUGUUUCCCAACCUAUUCCAAUUGCAGCAGCAGCUAAUGAGCUAUAUAAAGUUGCAAAAUCCCAUGGCCUUAGUGAUCAGGACUUCUCAGCUGUCAUUGAAGCAUUGAAGUCCAAGUUUCAGCACUCAGAAAACCAGUGACCUUCUUAUGAGAGGCAGGUUCACUUGGAAAAUAGUAGUGAGCUAGUUUUGAAUGCAUUUCAGAAAUGCAGAACAUGCUCCCAUGGGUGCAAAAAUUUUUGUGAAAAUUUAUUUUCAACUCAUAUUUCGUUGAGAUGGUCCAUCUUUUAGUACAUGUUUGAUUUCACUAUUUGCAGAGAUCAAGACACGUUGAUUCAGAAACUAAGACUUGUAGCUUCUAACUAGAAGUGAUUCUAAAACAUUUCACCGUUAAACCAAACACGUUACCUAAGAUCUUCUUGAAUAGGAUACCUACUUCAAGCAACCUCAUAUAGACACUCCAAGAUUGAUUUUCCAAGAUUUCUUGUUUUAUAUACCUAUUUUCAUUUGUUA